This is a messenger RNA of Cajanus cajan (pigeon pea), 1621 nucleotides long. RefSeq names its product S-adenosyl-L-methionine-dependent methyltransferases superfamily protein. Lineage: Eukaryota; Viridiplantae; Streptophyta; Magnoliopsida; Fabales; Fabaceae. Gene Ontology annotation, molecular function: S-adenosylmethionine-dependent methyltransferase activity. The record is from RefSeq and is a predicted model, not a curated record. Gene Ontology annotation, cellular component: chloroplast.
AUAUUUUUUCUGGCUCCCAAGUGAACAAGUUUCUGGACUCAGAAGGAAGUAGAAAGAAGAAAGCGAGUUUCUGAGGCACUCUUAGCUCAUUAGUGAUCACUUCAUUCCUUAACAAUGGCCAUGUCUUUUACUACUAAUCCUUUCCUUCUUCCUUUACGUCAAUCACAAUUCCCGAAAUGCCCUCGCCUUUCUUCUAAAUCCCACCUUCACCCUCGUCCCCUACGCUCCCUAACCCAAACAACCAUUCGUGCUAUCUCCGCAGUUACUGCUGAAUCGGAGUUAUAUACGCAACAGAAUCAAGCAAUUGAAGCAGACAUCUUUGCUUGCCCAAUAUGUUAUGAACCAUUGAUAAGAAAAGGUCCUUCUGGCCUUAACUUAUCAGCAGUAUACAGGUCUGGUUUCAUGUGUAAGAAAUGUAGGAAGUCAUAUUCUAGCAAAGACAGGUAUCUGGAUCUGACUGUAACUGCUGGAUUGAGAGAUUAUACAGAAAUUCAACCAGCUCGGACUGAGCUUUUCAGGAGUCCCCUUGUUUCAUUCUUAUAUGAAAGAGGUUGGCGUCAAAAUUUCAGGCAAAGUGGCUUUCCUGGUCCUGAUGAAGAGUUCAAAAUGGCUCAAGAGUACUUUGAAUCUGCUAAAGGUGGACUUGUUGUUGAUGUUAGUUGUGGUAGUGGUUUAUUUUCCCGAAAAUUUGCCAAAUCUGGAACCUAUUCUGGAGUCAUAGCACUAGACUUUUCUGAAAACAUGCUUCGCCAAUGUUAUGAUUUCAUUAAGAAAGAUGAUACACUUUCAACAACUAAUAUUGCUCUUGUUAGGGCAGACGUCUCUAGGCUUCCCUUCUCAUCAGGCUCGGUUGAUGCUGUUCAUGCUGGUGCAGCUUUGCAUUGCUGGCCAUCUCCCUCCAAUGCUGUUGCUGAAAUCACUAGGAUACUAAAAAGUGGUGGAAUAUUUGUUGGAAGCACUUUUCUGCGUUACAGUUCAUUAACACCCUGGUUUCUCCGCCCCUUUAGAGAGAGGACUUCACAAGGCUAUGGCUAUUUGGCAGAGGAAGAGAUCGAAGACCUUUGCACCUCAUGUGGUCUUACCAAUUACUCGAGCAAAAUUCAGCAGGCUUUUAUCAUGUUUAAAGCCCAGAAGCCAUAAAACUAGGUUUGAUCUUUUAAAGACAUUGAUUCUCCUGCAUUUUAUUAAUUCCUUCUGUAUAAUUGUAUUAUUUGUUUCAUCUGUAAAGAAAUUGUAAAUAAACCAAAAAAGGUCAAAAUGGAGUCUCGUGUAAAGCCUCACAGGUUGUAAAAUGCAGCAUGUAUCGAUGCCUAACUAUAUAUCGGAAUUUUGACAAAUUUUUAUAUAGAACAUCUAUACUGUGUAAGUGCCUAAAGGGAAAUUUGAAUAGUGGGGAUCAUGUAAAGGAUGUGGGGGAGUGUUCAAGACAAUGGUGUGGGAGAGUCUUCAGUGCAAUCUUGAAAUUGGAAAGGAGAUUAUGUAACUAAACUGAACUAUUUUUGUUGUGUUGUCCCACAUGAUAUGCUUGGAUCAAUUAUCCUUGCCUGUUAGGUAUAAGCCCUAUGUUAUUACGUUGACUAUUUUGGGAAAGUAAGGAAUAAUGUUAUCAGAACUUCACAUU